This is a messenger RNA of Hemicordylus capensis (graceful crag lizard), 3910 nucleotides long. RefSeq names its product myosin binding protein C2 (gene MYBPC2). NCBI's taxonomy places the organism in Eukaryota, Metazoa, Chordata, Lepidosauria, Squamata, Cordylidae. The record is from RefSeq and is a predicted model, not a curated record. Gene Ontology annotation, molecular function: protein binding.
AUGCCACAGCUCUGGAAUUUGGCACCGGGCCCUGGGGGUCAGGUGACGCCUUCUCAGUGUCCCCUUCACUGGGUCUUUAAAGCGACUGGGCCAAGUGCAUUCCCCAGGGAGAACCUACACUCACUCAGACGGGCACAGCAUAUCGACCCAGCGGUUUUAGCCAUGCCUGAACCUGCCAAACCUGCAGCAAAGAAGAAAGAAGUGAAGAAAAAAGAAGACCCAAAGGCAGCAAAGAAAGAGGAGAAGAAAGAGGAGAAGAAAGAGGAAAAGAAAGAAGAGCCAAAAGCAGAGGUUCCGGCAGAGCAAACUCCAGAGGAGCCCAAAGAAGAGCCCUCCUCUCAGUCAGAUGGACUUUUUAUCAAGAAGCCAGAAAGCGUGCUGGUGGAGAGUGGGCAUGAUAUUACCAUCAGCAUGCAAGUGGACGGGACUCAGAUCCCUUGCAAACCCACCAUCAAAUGGUUCAAGGGAAAGUGGCUGGAGCUGGGUAUCAAGAGCGGGCUGCGAUUCCAGUUCAAGGACAGCUUUGACAAGGAGAAAAAUGUUUACAGCUAUGAGCUAAAAAUUGGCAAAGUGGUCAUUGGAGACCGAGGAGACUAUCGCUGUGAAGUGACAGCCAAGGACAAGUUUGACAGCUGCAACUUCAACAUUGAUGUGGAAGCAUCGAGGUCUGAUGAAAGUGGAAAUGUAUUGCAAGCUUUCAAAAGGACCGGAGAAGGUGGCAAAGAUGAAGUGGCUGGAGAGCUGGACUUCAGUGGGCUGCUAAAAAAGAGAGAAGGGCAGCAGAUAGAAGAGGAGAAGAAGAAGAAAAAGAAGGAUGAUGAAGAUGAUCUGGGCAUCCCGCCAGAAGUCUGGGAGCUGCUUAAGGGCGUGACCAAGAAAAGCGAGUAUGAGCGCAUUGCCUUCGAGUACGGCAUCACUGACCUGCGAGGCAUGCUCAAAAGGCUCAAGAAGGCCAAGGUGGAGAUCAAGAAAAGUGCAGCUUUCAUUAAGAAACUGGACCCUGCCUACCAAGUUGACAAGGGUCAUAAGAUCAAGAUGUGGGUGGAGUUGAGUGACCCAGAUUUGGUUAUCAAGUGGAUGAAAAAUGGACAAGUAAUCAAGCCCAGUGGCAAGUUCAUCUUUGAGAAUGUGGGCAAGAAACGCAUCUUGACUAUCACCAAGACCACACUGGCUGAUGAUGCAGCAUAUGAAUGUGUUGCUGGAGAUGAGAGAUGCUCCACGGAGGUCUUUGUCAAAGAACCACCUGUCCUAAUCAUGGGCGGUCUGGAUGAUCAGCAGGUGGUGGUUGGAGACAAAGUGGAGUUGGAAGUAGAAGUGUCUGAGGAAGGAGCCCAGCUAAUAUGGAUGAAGGAUGGCGUCGAGCUUACUCGUGAAGAGGCUUUCAAGUACCGUUUCAAGAAGGAUGGCAAAAGGCAUAUCCUCAUAAUCAACGAGGCCACCAAGGAGGAUGCUGGGCGCUACACGGUCAUUUCUAAUGGCGGCCAAUCAGAGGCAGAACUGGUGGUUGAAGACAAACAGCUGGAGGUUCUUCAGGACAUUGCUGACCUUACAGUCAAAGCCGCUGAACAAGCUGUCUUCAAGUGUGAGGUGUCGGAUGAGAAGGUGACUGGCAAAUGGUACAAGAACGGCAUCGAGGUCCGGCCCAGCAAACGCAUCACUAUUUCUCACAAGGGCAGGUACCACAAACUGGUCAUUGAUGAUGUGAGACCAGAGGAUGAGGGAGACUAUACCUUUGUUCCUGAUGGAUAUGCUAUUUCUCUGUCUGCCAAGCUCAACUUCCUGGAAAUCAAGAUUGAAUAUGUCCCCAAACAAGAGCCCCCCAAGAUCCACUUGGACUGUGGAUCAGGAAAGACAAAUGAAAACACCAUUGUGGUGGUCGCUGGGAAUAAGUUGCGCCUGGAUGUGCCCAUCACUGGCGAGCCAGCCCCUGUUGCCACCUGGAUGAAAGGUGACACGGUCUACACGGAGACAGAGGGCCGGGUUCGUAUAGAAGAGCGGAAGGAGCUGAGCAGUUUUGUGAUAGAGAGUGCUGAGCGCUCUGAUGAAGGGAGUUACACCAUCAAGGUGACCAAUCCGGUGGGUGAGGACUCAGCCUUCCUCAAUAUCAAGGUCGUGGAUGUUCCUGAUCCUCCUGAAACUGCCCACAUCACUUCAGUGGGAGAGGACUGGGCCAUUUUGGUGUGGGAACCACCAAAAUAUGAUGGUGGAAUGCCCGUUACUGGAUACCUGAUGGAGCGCAAGAAGAAGGGAAGCAUGCGCUGGAUGAAGCUGAACUUUGAAGUGUUUACUGAGACAACCUAUGAGUCCACCAAGAUGAUUGAGGGGGUACUCUACGAGAUGCGUGUUUUUGCUGUCAAUGCUAUUGGUGUGUCUCAGCCCAGCCUAAACACCAAACCUUUCAUGCCAAUUGCCCCCACUAGCGAGCCACUCCACCUCACCUUGGAGGAUGUAACAGACACCACCGCCACGUUGAAGUGGCGUGCUCCAGACCGAAUUGGCGCAGGGGGCAUUGAUGGUUACCUCAUUGAAUACUGCAAGGAAGGAACGGAUGAAUGGGUAGCUGCCAACACAGAGCUGGUUGAACGCUGUGGCUAUACUGCCAAGGAACUUCCUACUGGAGAGAAGCUGUUGUUCCGGGUCAUUGCCGUCAACAUCGCAGGCAAAAGUCUACCGGCCACUUUUGCGCAGCCUGUCACCAUCCGAGAGAUUGUCCAACAACCCAAAAUCCGUCUGCCUCGCCACCUCCGACAGACGUACAUCAGGAGAGUUGGGGAGCAAAUCAACUUGGUGAUCCCCUUCCAGGGCAAACCCCGUCCGAAAGUGUCAUGGUCGAAGGAUGGGCAGCCUCUGGACCCCAAAGAGAUCCAUGUCCGCACUUCAGACAUGGACACAAUCCUCUUCAUCCGCUCGGCUGCCCGGCAUCACUCAGGCAUCUUCGACCUCUCGGUUCAGAUUGAGAACAUGGAGGACAAGGCUGCCUUCAAGAUCCGUGUUGUGGAGAAGCCAGGUCCAGCACAUAAUGUGAUGGUGAAAGAGGUGUGGGGUUUCAAUGCCCUAGUGGAGUGGGAGCCACCCAAGGAUGAUGGGAACUCGGAGAUCACAGGCUACUCUAUCCAAAAAGCGGACAAGAAGACCAUGGAGUGGUUCACUGUAUAUGAGCACAAUCGUCUUCCGCGCUGCACGGUGUCUGAUCUCAUCAUGGGCAAUGAAUACUUCUUCCGAGUCUUCAGUGAGAACAUCUGCGGGCUCAGUGAGACCCCCGGGGUCUCCAAAAACACUGCCUACAUUCAGAAAACUGGAUUAAUCAGUAAAGAGUUCAAUUACAAGGAACACGACUUCAGCAUGGCCCCCAUUUUCCUGACACCGCUGAUAGACCGGACAGUGGUGGCUGGAUAUACCACCGCCCUGAACUGUGCUGUGAGGGGGCACCCCAAACCCAAAAUAAUCUGGAUGAAGAACAAAAUGGACAUCAGUGGAGAAGCCAAGUUCCUGCAGAAAAACAGCCAAGGGGUGCUGACCCUCAAUAUCCGCAAGCCGAGUCCUUUCGAUAGCGCCACUUACUCCUGCAAGGCCAUCAAUGAGCUGGGUGAAGCCAUUGUGGAGUGCAAGCUGGAGGUCAAAGCACCCCAGUAAUCUUCUUGCUUCAACUGCCAGGACUGGAAAAGCUAACGAUGGCCCCCUUCUUUUCUCCAGGAAUGUCCCUUCCCACCAUGUACUGAUGCUAAUGUGGGGGGAGGGGCAUCAAAGUGUAGAUCUCCUCUCCUUUGAAAAAGCCACGCAUAUCAUACUUGGAUAGAAGGAAGUACGAUAGACUGACAGCUCCCCCCCCCACCCGCACUCCACUAUCUGUCCAUGUGUCUGUCUGGUUGGUUGUUGUGUCAAUAAAACGAUCUUGAUGGGAUAAAAUGUG